This is a messenger RNA of Rhizopus microsporus ATCC 52813, 547 nucleotides long. RefSeq lists its product as uncharacterized. The record is from RefSeq and is a predicted model, not a curated record. The coding region runs from base 214 to 405 and encodes 63 amino acids. The transcript has a single exon. NCBI's taxonomy places the organism in Eukaryota, Fungi, Mucoromycota, Mucoromycetes, Mucorales, Rhizopodaceae.
AAUGCUUAUCAACAUCGGAAAGUCCCUAAAAAAUUUUGCUCAGGUCUAUCAAUGUCUACUGCUAAUGAAUACUGCUCUGGGAUAAUUACAUGUUCAAACUACUUUGCCACUAUCUGCCAAACUCUAUCAAGCUCUGCUAUAGACCGCUGCUCCUCUACGCUGAACCACUCCGAGAUGCUCCUAUUGUUAUGGUUCUGCCUCUACAGCUGAUGAAUGGCCCGUAAACCCUCCCUUGCUGCUGAGCUCGAUGGUCGCGAUGCUCCAAAGGUUCAAUAUUCCGAUGUCUCCACGGUCAUCAUCCCUUUCGAAACGCUUCGUCCUAGGUACUUAGAAGUGCACUCUUUGUACUUUGAAGCACCUCUUUCGUUGAAUUUACCGUGGUAUGGCUCUGAGAUUAGUUUUUGAUUUUUGAGAUUUGAGUCCUGAGUGCUUUUUACUCAUGGAGGGUUUACACCUUGUAGUCUUCUGGCAUGCAGUCUAUGACUCUGGUCAUCUUGGGUUUGAAAGCUAACGAUAAUGUGGCCUUCUGGACUUAUGGAAAGAAAAA